UUUAUCGGCUCGCUGGAGGGGCGUAGAAAGGAGGCCAUAUUGUACAGUUAAAUUGAAAGAACGAAAAUAAUUGUAUCGCUGUGCGAUCGCUCCUACGUGCGUCCGCGCCACUCCGCCGACGGUUUCCCCUAUUUUUAUCGCGUAUCGUAUCGCGAGGACGGCCUGUCGCUCGUAAUCGCGCGCGGCAGCGAGAAGAGCAGCCUACGGGAGAGCCAAUCGGCGGCUCCUGGCCACCUUCGUCUUUGUAUAUAAGCCAUACAUCGCGCAGUAGUACGGCUCGAGCCUAGGGCCAACCCGACAUCGGCUCGCUGAAAGGUGCUUGUUGCUGUCGUCGAGAUGGGCACUCGGGACGACGAGUACGAUUAUUUAUUUAAAGUUGUUCUUAUUGGAGAUUCUGGAGUAGGAAAAAGUAAUCUCCUGUCUCGAUUCACAAGAAAUGAAUUCAAUUUGGAGUCAAAGUCUACCAUCGGAGUCGAGUUUGCUACACGCAGUAUACAAGUAGACGGUAAAACCAUUAAAGCCCAAAUUUGGGAUACAGCUGGGCAAGAGCGUUAUCGCGCAAUUACUUCUGCAUAUUACCGCGGAGCAGUUGGUGCAUUACUCGUGUACGAUAUCGCAAAACACCUGACGUACGAAAACGUAGAAAGAUGGUUACGAGAAUUACGGGACCAUGCUGAUCAAAACAUUGUGAUCAUGUUAGUGGGAAAUAAAUCAGACUUAAGGCAUCUGCGUGCUGUUCCGACUGACGAGGCUAAGGCGUUUGCUGAGAGGAAUGGCUUAUCAUUUAUUGAAACAUCCGCUUUAGACUCUACUAACGUUGAAACAGCAUUUCAAAAUAUAUUAACAGAAAUAUACAGAAUCGUAUCGCAAAAACAGAUACGAGAUCCACCUGAAGGUGAUACAAUCCGGCCACAGAACGUAGAACAAAUUGAAGUCAAACCAACGAUGAAUGCCGAGGGAAUGCGUAAGCAGUGCUGCCAGUGACUCACCUUGUUGCUUAAAAUAAGCGGUUAUAUGGCGGAGGAGAUAUUGGAAGUACUAGCUGGUGGUAGAUAUAGCAGGUGCAUCACAGAACGAGAGUUAAGACUAUGUGCGCGAGCAUGUAAUCUCGUAUGCUAGAAGAGGUUUUAUCCUUACUAAAUUACCAGGACAUCUAUCAGACCAUACGUGAGCGUAUGCAUUACAUAUUCACGGUAAUAAUUAAGUAAGGAUAAACAUCGAAAGAAAAAAAAAGAAAACUACGAUGUACACUGUAAACGCGAAAUACACACGCGCGCACCAUUCUGUCCGCGAAAAGGAAAAAAGAAAUUCAUCUUUACUCUCUCUGUCUCUCUAUCUGUCACGAUAUAAAUUAUGUUAUAAUAAAUGAAUGUUGUAUUACUGCUUCUUUGUAAUACAUAUAUAAACGAUUCUUCUUAACGCGUAGCAUGAUCGUGAGUAUGUGAAAAACAAUUUAUGGUCGUAUAUGCAUUGACGAGUAUCAUGAACAAGUUACUAUCGUGCACUGCGUAGAAGAAAACAAACUAAUGAUAAGUAAUGGGCUUACGGCGAAUACGAUAAAACGCGGCUGAAAACGAAAAAAAACGAAAAAAAGUAAAGAAACCAGCUGACUCGAGAUAGAUUUUUCUCGUUGCUCACUCUCGGCUCUUCGUAAAUAUAGUACUAGUCUGUAUAAGCUUGGGCACUACAUGCUUCGGAAUUAACUUUAUUUUUACACGGAGCUUUCCACCGAAACUUCUUACUACCGGUCGAAAUUGUAUUAAGAACGAAGCUGUAUAGUAGGCAUUUUUCAAACUUCUAAUAACGUUGCUUUCUGUGUGGCUGUACUGUAAUGUGUUAUCGUCACGCGCUUUUAUUUGUAUCCUAAAUAAAAUGGAGAGUGAGUAAA
Messenger RNA from Odontomachus brunneus, 1888 nucleotides. RefSeq names its product ras-related protein Rab-11A-like (gene Rab11). Gene Ontology annotation, molecular function: GTPase activity; GTP binding. The coding region runs from base 337 to 984 and encodes 215 amino acids. Gene Ontology annotation, biological process: exocytosis. Gene Ontology annotation, cellular component: recycling endosome. The record is from RefSeq and is a predicted model, not a curated record. The transcript is spliced from 5 exons. Lineage: Eukaryota; Metazoa; Arthropoda; Insecta; Hymenoptera; Formicidae.